Trematosphaeria pertusa is the source of this 1466-nucleotide messenger RNA. RefSeq lists its product as uncharacterized. The transcript has a single exon. NCBI's taxonomy places the organism in Eukaryota, Fungi, Ascomycota, Dothideomycetes, Pleosporales, Trematosphaeriaceae. The record is from RefSeq and is a predicted model, not a curated record. Bases 124 to 1125 code for a protein of 333 amino acids.
AAAACGAAGGAUGUAAGUUACGGCAGCUACCUAGGAUUUUAGGAAACCGGUCCAGCUAUAGUCCUCAGCGAGAGGACCCUCUCUCUAUCCGUGGAUGUGUCCGAAUCGGGGUUAGCGCAUAUUAUGCACGGACCAACACCGCUCGUCCCACCUGCCAUCCUCUCUUGUUCUCUCUCCACACUCCCAUCACAUACGCCUGUCAAAGCGGCCGGUCGCGCAAUGCACUUCCUAAAUUUACCUAUUGAACUACGCUAUCAGAUUCUAGAGGUUGCCGUGGCCGCGUUGAGCGUCCCGCUAGGCCCACCCGAUGUCGAACAGCUGCAUCCUAAAGACUGGAGCCUUGUAGAAGGUGCGACUGCCAUAACGCCUCCGAUUAGAUCCUUCCGUACCCGCCCCUGGACAGCGAGGAUACUUCCCUUACUGCUUAUCAACAAGCCAUUUCGUCACGACACAACAUACGUCUGGGAGCACUACAUUGGUCCGAAAUUACCGGCGAUCGCUAAUGUCGACUGUGUGGGUGCUGGUACCGUCCACCCACGGCCGCUGACAGGAGUCUUCAUCAAAUGGCUGUCCUUGCCGUCCCCUAUUGGGAGGAUCCACACCAUGCAAGUACAUAUCCGCUUUUUCGACCACAGGCGCUUCACCGGGAGAGCAUCCCUGGGCGAGAAUCGGGUGUUACUCCCGGCCGUCCCUAGAGUGGUACCGUACUUCCUCUCAUGGGGCCUCAAGGGUAUAUUGGGCAAAUUAUGCGACAAGUCAUCAUAUCCACUUAACCACCAGGAUGCCAGGGAUAUAUCCCAGCUGCGGGCGCUCGACCUGAUCCUCCGCACCGACUCUUCACCUGACCUUCACUGGUCACAUAGGAGCGACCUCGCGUUUCAGGACGCCAAUUCCGCUCUGGACGUUUCUCUCCAUCCGUAUAUGACUGCGCGCAAUCUCGCCACACACUACAUUAGAAACCGUAUCAUGCGACAUCUGCCCCUGCGCAUAGCCAGAUGGAAUGUAUACGUAGAUGACGAUCUUGUCUUCAAGGUGAUGAGAGCUGGGGAUGGGGAAGGAAGCGAUGAGCUGCGAUGGGAACAGUAUGAAUAUGACGUACCAAUCGAUCCGCUAUUCCUCCCGUGAUGGAAUUGGUCGGAUAGCAUCGCGCCCAGAGGGCACUUGCACAUCCCACGGGCCGCGAGUACCCUUUUAAGUCUGAGCGGAACAUGUUCGGCUAUAGUGCCGAUGAUGAGGGCGAUAGUAAGAGGAAGAGCGGGGGAGACGAGGAGACUCAUUUGGCAGGGACGGCAAAUCAUGACAAUGGGGGAUUUUAGGUGGUCUAUCGAGCCCUGGUUAGACGCGCUGCGGGAUAUGCCUCAUGAGGUGCGAGACAACGAGACCGCGUGGUUUCUAGAUAGAGAGUCUGAAGAAACCGACUUCGACAUGUGGAUUAGAUGGCCGAAAAGGGAGAACGGCAGUGGUCU